CCCAGCUCACGCACACCACAUCCACUCGUUUCACUACGAAGCACUCGUCUCUCAUUCGAAAGUGAGCGGACAGACAUUUUAAGCAAUCCAGCUCUCAGAUAAACGAAAACCCCAACACCAUGCCUCCCAUCCGCACCUCGCGGACACGUAAACCCCCGCCAGACGGCUUCGACGACAUCGAAGACACCCUGCUCGAGUUCAGCAACAAGAUGAAAGAUGCAGAAAACGCCUCUCAUGAGGGCAAGAAGAGGCACGAAGUCCUCUGGCCGAUAUUUCAGAUUAGCCAUGCGCGAUCCCGCUACAUCUACGAUCUUUACUACGAAAAAGAAGCCAUUUCCAAACAACUAUAUGACUGGCUGCUGAAAAAUAACUAUGGGGAUGCCUUGCUUAUUGCGAAGUGGAAGAAGCAAGGUUACGAGAAGCUCUGCUGCCUCCGCUGCAUCCAGACCAAAGAAACAAACUUCAACGCCACCUGUAUCUGCCGCGUGCCCAAAGCGCAGCUCAAAGAAGACCAAAGCAUCCAGUGUGUCAGCUGUGGCUGCCGUGGGUGUAGCAGUAGUGAUUAGGGGGUUGAAGUUGUGGAAAAACGAUGUGGAAUAUUAGCCUUUAUAUUAAAAAUAUAAAGCAAACCAAAACAAAUUACACGCUCGCGCACACUCAAAUACGUGCAUAUUUCCCCUUCCCCCCUCCCUUCUCCGUUGUUAAUUCACUGCAUGGGUAUUUUCUGGUUCUUCCUCUCCAUCCUGCACCGUCGUUUCCUCUCCCAAUUUAUGGCCCGCGUGAUGAAGAACUCUACAAUCCCUGGCCAUGGAACCGGUGCGACGAUUUUUUUUC
This is a messenger RNA of Histoplasma capsulatum G186AR, 834 nucleotides long. RefSeq names its product cell cycle control protein. The record is from RefSeq and is a predicted model, not a curated record. Gene Ontology annotation, cellular component: spliceosomal complex; nucleus. The coding region runs from base 120 to 566 and encodes 148 amino acids. Gene Ontology annotation, biological process: mRNA splicing, via spliceosome. The transcript has 3 exons. NCBI's taxonomy places the organism in Eukaryota, Fungi, Ascomycota, Eurotiomycetes, Onygenales, Ajellomycetaceae.